Molecule: messenger RNA, 3840 nt
Organism: Malania oleifera
Lineage: Eukaryota; Viridiplantae; Streptophyta; Magnoliopsida; Santalales; Ximeniaceae
Product: PH, RCC1 and FYVE domains-containing protein 1
Exons: 9
Coding region: 236-3478 (1080 amino acids)
Molecular function (GO): metal ion binding
Source: RefSeq, a predicted model, not a curated record
GGAGCACUGGCCAUGGAAGUGUAGAGUCACUUAACAACAGAGAGGAGAGAGAGAACACCAAGAGAAAAGUGAAAAUUAAAUAAUCUCUCUCUCUCUCUCUCUCCUCUGUGUAGUUUGCGGGCAGAGGCAGCUUCUUCUACUCACAUUCUCUGUUCUUAAGGUUCCCUUCAGAGGAAACCGGGACCUUUCCCUUGCAGGCUCAUUGUCAGUCCUGCUUCAUGAAAUUUUCUACAAAAUGGGUGAAGAAUCCUUGCCAGCAUUCCCAUUUGACAGAACAGUUGAACAGGCAAUUGUGGCCUUAAAGAAAGGUGGGCAUCUUUUGAAGUGCAGACGGAGGGGGAAGCCGAAAUUCUGCCCUUUCAAGCUAUCCACGGAUGAGAAAUUUUUGAUUUGGUAUUCUGGACUGAAGGAAAAACAGUUGAGAUUGAGCUCAGUUAUAAAGAUUAUUCCUGGACAAAGAACUGUAAAUUUCCAGAGACAACUUCGACCAGAAAUGGAAUCUCAAUCCUUUUCACUUAUCUAUGCCAAUGGUGAACGCUCUCUUGAUCUGAUAUGCAAGGACAAGGCGCAGGCUGAUUCUUGGUUUGUAGGCUUGAAAGCUGCAAUAUCUAGGUGUCGCUGUCAUAGACCUUCAGCAACAUUGCAGAAUAACAGGGGUGCUCAAACUUGUUUCAAUAGUCCAGUUGGCUAUAUUCGAAGAAAGCAUAAUCUAGGACUUCUAGAAGAUACGGACAAAUAUUCUCAGGUGCACAGCUUAUGCGGGAGUCCUACUCAAUCUCUUUCAGAAAGGUGUUUUUCUGAUGGCUUAUCGCACUCUUCAGAUAGCUUUUAUUCGUCAGGAUCAAGUCUGUCAAAUAUGAAAAAUAUAAUGGAUGCCUUAAUUCCAAAUUCUCCAUAUAUUGAAUCAGAUGAUCUCAAGAUGUGGGAAUCAAUUUACACUACCCACGAUUUUCGAACGAAGAUGUCCUGUCAAUUUGUCACACCUACUUAUGGAUCUCCACAAAUAGAGAAGAAUGAUAUUCUAAGGGAUAUAAUGAUUUGGGGAGAAGGAAUGGGGGGAGGAUAUUUAGUUGGUGGGGUUAAAAGGAUUAGUAGCCACAAUACAGUUCAAGUUGAUGCUUUAUUACCCAAAUUACUGGAGUCCACGGUGAUGUUAGAUGUUCAGAAGAUAUCUUUUGGAGGGAAACAUGCUGCCUUAGUAACCAAACGGGGUGAAGUAUUUUGCUGGGGUGAGGGGAGUAGGGGAAGGCUCGGUCAUAAGAUCAAUAUAGAUGUGAACUACCCAAAAGUUGUUGAAUCCCUUAGUGGGGUCCAUGUAAAAUCUGUCAUCUGUGGUGAAUAUCAAACAUGGGCUCUGACUCAUUCUGGUGAACUUUAUAGAUGGGGUGAUGAUGGUGCUGAUUUUUGUGGUAAGGAAAGAAAUAGUUUCCAGGGGUUGCCACAUAAACUUUCUGGUCCCUUGGACGGUAUUAGUAUAUCUAACGUUGCAUGUGGAGAAUGGCACACAGCAAUUGUUUCCACAUCUGGGCAAUUAUUUACUUAUGGAGAUGGAACUUUUGGUGUUCUUGGGCAUGGAAAUCUGCAAAGCUUAACCCAACCAAAAGAAGUUGAAUCUCUGAAGGGUUUAUGGGUAAAAUCUGUUGCAUGUGGACCAUGGCACACAGCUGCAAUUGUGGAAAUUGUAUCUGAUCACUUCAAGUUCAACACUGCAGGAGGGAAAUUAUUUACAUGGGGGGAUGGGGAUAAAGGUCGGCUUGGGCAUGCGGAUCAAGAGAAGAAGCUUUUGCCAACAUGCGUUGCGCAACUCGUGGAUCAUCAUUUUAUUCAAGUUUCUUGUGGAAAUAUGGUUACUGUUGGACUCACCAAUUCGGGUACUGUUUAUACCAUGGGAUGUUCUGCACAUGGGCAAUUAGGGAACCCUCUGGCCAAAGAUAAAUCAAUCACAAUUGUUGAAGGGAAUCUUAAGGAGGAGUUUGUUCGGGAAAUCUCAUCAGGAUCAUAUCAUAUUGCUGCCUUGACAUCCAGGGGACUUGUUUACACAUGGGGGAAGGGUGCCCAUGGACGUUUAGGAUUAGGUGAUAUUGAAGAUAAACACUCACCAACUUUAGUGGAGACCUUGAGAGAUAGGCAGGUUGAAAGUGUUGCUUGUGGAUCAAGUUUUACAGCCGCAAUUUGUUUACAUAAAUCUAUAACAAUUGAGGACCAAUCGGCUUGUAGUAGAUGUAAAAUGGCAUUUGGUCUUACUAGAAAGAAGCAUAACUGUUACAAUUGCGGUCUUCAAUUCUGCGGUGCAUGUAGCAGUAAGAAAAUUUUGAGCGCGUCUCUGGCACCUAAUAAAAGCAAGCCUUUUCGAGUUUGUGAUCUUUGUUUCAAUCAUCUGCAGAGUAUUACACAUUCAAGUAGACAAUUAAAGCUGGAAAAUCACUCUCCAAGACAGCCACUGACCAAACAGAUGGCAUUAUCUAACGAGAAAGAAGACAGGAGAGAAGUGACUCCUAUGCAUGGUCAACUGUUCCCAGUUGGACAGUCUGGUAAUGAGGAAAGCCAAUGCAAUGAAAGGAACCCUUUUAAAUACAAAGGGGAAAGCCAGCAGUAUUUAGAACCCAUUUCCUCGUCAACAGAUGGUCUUCAAAGAUGGGGACAAGUUCCAUGCCCUGUGCUUUUUGAAAUCUACUGUGGAGAAAAUCCUGCUUCUCAGGCUCCCUUUUUCAAGAAUGAAUUAGCAUCAGUUCCCUCAGUGUCAUUUCUAAAAACCCCUCCAAGAUCAAAAUCGGCAAUUUCUAAUUCCAUGAAUGUGAAGGAAAGCUUGUCAGAGUCAGAUAAGAUCCUCGCUGAAGAAGUUCAGAGGCUGAGAGCAGAGGUUGGGAGUCUUGAACAGCAGUGUCGAGUGAGAAGUGAUAAGAUUGAAGAAUGUCAACAAAGAACUGAGGAAGCUUGGUCGCUAGCUAGAAAGGAAGCUGCUAAGUGUAAAGCAGCGAAGGAGGUUAUAAGAGCUUUGACAUUGAGGCUCCAUGUUAUGUCAGAGAAACGCCGUGCUGGAAGAGAAGCACUUGUUGAACCUGAUGUGAAACUGCCUCGAACCCCAACUUCCAACCCUGCUCAUUUGACCCAUGAAGUUGUACUACUGAAAGGCCGACAUGCAGACAGUCUAUGCAACUCUCCUCUUGUGUUCCCUGAUACACUGAAAUCUAUAUAUGGAAAAGACAUGUGCUAUGACAAAGCAACAUCGAUAGAGGAUUCAUGUGUGAUAGAUCCUAUGCAAGAUGGAACUAAAGUAAAGAAGGUUGAGUGGGUUGAACAGUAUGAACCUGGUGUAUAUAUCACAUUUUUAACUUUGGCGGGUGGGCAGAAAGGGUUGAAACGAGUUAGAUUCAGCCGGAAAAAAUUCACUGAAAAGGAAGCAGAGCAAUGGUGGGAAGAGAAUCAAAGGAAUGUUUAUCAGAAGUAUGACAUAGAGGGAUACACAAGCUCAAGUUAAAAUAAGACAACAGCAAAUUUUUCUCAUCCCCAGUGAGAAAUUUCAUUUUUCAUCGAUCGCACGAUGAAUAGGUUUGGACAUGAUGGUUUUGUCUAGGAUACGCUCGAGGGGGCAACCGAAGAUGGAAAUCAGAGUGCCCUUUUGCCUGCUAUUCUCAUCUAGGUUUCAUCUACCUUGAGAAGCCUCUGGUAAUCAGCUCAAGAUGCUGCAAGGAAAUCUUUGCAGUUUGGUUUUUUAUUUUUAUUAUUAUUAUUUUAUAAUUGUUGUAUCUAAUUCGUAUCAAACAUAUUCAUUUUGAUCAAUCUCCUGCCUGUAUCAUCUGGUGUACAGUCAUCAAUAAGAAGCAUCCUUCUAUCCCUUAA